AUGAUGGUGAAGAAAUGUUUCGUGCCAGGGUGUAUGAACGAGGCUGGGCAUUCAUGCAAAUGCUCUUCUCCUGAAACUUUAUUGUGUGGAGAGCACAUCGGGGAGCAUGUAAACUUACCUAAUAGAGCUCAUAAUCUUGAAUCAAUUUUUAUGCAGCCUUGUGAAGGGACAAAAGAAGCAAUUCUUGAAUUCCUUGCAAAAGAAAAUUCAAAAUUUAGCGAGUUGAGAAGAAAAAUUAUAGAUUCCUUUCGCCAGCGUCUUCCUAAUUCAGAGAAAGAUUUAGGAGAUUUCACUAAGUUGGAUUGCUACUUAGAUGAAAUAAAUGACCUCAUUGCAAAAAUUUCCCAAACUUCAAAAUUAUUAAAGUCAGAAGAUCCAAUUUUAGGAUUAUUGAGUUUACAGCCUCAAGAAGCUAUUGAGAAAGUUAAAUUGAUGACCAAAAACAGCAGAGAUUGAUACAACGGUGCAAAGCUAUUUAUUAUAUUCAAUCAAAAGUUAGAAAGCCUAAAUAGAUCAUUCUUUACAGAAAUAUGCGGGUCAUAUCUAGAUAAAAGUAAUAUGCAAAAUACUCCUGAAAUGCAUAAUAAAAAUAAAGCCGCAAGUGUAGCAAACGUUAACAAUUCGAUUUCCAUGAUUUCAAUGAUAAUAAAUGAGAACUGUGGAAGUUUAAAAAGGUCUGAAAAAGCAAGCAAGCCAAUAAAAUUGCUUAAUUCUCAAAUAAGCACUGCUUCUAAUGAUCUCAACAAUAAAUCCAAGGAAACAGAAAGUGCUUUAAGCGUCAUAGAUACCUUAAGAAAUAAAACAGCUGAGAUUUUGAGUAGACCGAACAAUCCAGAAUUAGAGAUAGAUUUCAGGACAACUUGUUCAACAAUACAGGCGAAUUCUAGUCUUUAUGACCCACCACUAAUGCAAGCUUACCAAGAUUAUCUCAAAGCAUAUCAACUAAAAACAUCUCUUUAUAAUCUUAGAGAAGAUAGCAAUGGAACUAACUUAAUUAUUAAUAACACUGAAACUGAAACCCAAGAAGUCAAAACCUUGCAGACUCCAGAACCACUAGACAAGACAACUUGCAUAACUCAACUUCCAAAUGGCAAGCUAUUCUGUUUUGGUAAUAAUAAACACUCAGGAAUUGCAGUGCUAAUUGAUGUAGAUGGUGGAGUCGAAGUGCUGCCAUCAGGAACAGAAAAAUGGUAUUUAUUUUUUAUAAUUUAGUACUCUCUCUUGCUCUAAAUAUUCUCUAAAAUGUUUCCACUCUCAAUUGAAUUUCAGCUAGAGAACUCAAUAUAACACUUCUUAAAAGAAAUCAGUAAGAAAUAGCACCCAUCUGGAACUCCUUGCUCUGGCUCAUCAUGUAAACUGUUUUUAAAGAAUGGUAAUUGCAUAUAGAUAAUCUUUCGAAACUGCAUAUUGAUUGGAUAAAUGAUAUGGUAUGUUCCCAAAUAUCAAUUCAUCUUUCUGGUGUUGGCGUUUUUAUGAAGAGAUUGCACAGCAGAGUGAAUAAAAGAUCCAAAAAUCUAUAUAGCCUAUUUUAUCUUUUUCUAAAGCCCAACAGAAAUUCAUUAUCAAUAUCCAUCUCUCAUCUCCUAAACUCUGUGAGAGCCUUCAAUAAAACAUCAAGUGAUCUAUAUCUAUUUCAACAACAGCAUCUAUUGCUUUGGAGGGAGAGAUGAAAAUGAUUAUGCUUUUACUCUAUCUAUUAGAUUUGAUUUGGAUCAAAUCGAUGAAUUCAAUUAA
Molecule: messenger RNA, 1734 nt
Organism: Blepharisma stoltei
Lineage: Eukaryota; Ciliophora; Heterotrichea; Heterotrichida; Blepharismidae
Source: the annotation of a GenBank genome assembly